AUGGGUAUGACAAGCGGAGAAAGGUCUGCGCUCUGGAGGAAGAGACAACGGGAAAAUCCUAACUUGCAUCAACAAUAUAAAGAAAAAGAAAAUGAGCGCUACUUAAAAAGAAAAGAAAGCGGCCAUAUUAAAUCUGUUAAAGAUAUGAAUGCGAGGGAGAAAAGGAAAACUAGGCGCAAUUGCAAAUAUGGAAAAGAAAUACAAUCAAUGCAUUUUGGGGCGUCACAGCGCCAGAUAUCGAUCCAUACAGGCGUCGCAUAUUUGCAAGGGACUGCAACAGCCUUUAGUACUAUAUCAGACUGCCUGAAACAUUCCCCGCCUGCCAUAUGGGCACAUUUGAAUCCAGUGUUACAACACAUGAAAACAAAAUCGUCAGUUGACUCUGUGCAUUUCGUAAGCGAUGGCCCAACCACUCAGUAUCGAUCUAGGUCGAACUUCUUUCUUUUUUCGAUUGAAAUAAUCGACAUGGGAUUUAAAUAUAGCACGUGGAACUUUCUAGAAGCUGGUCACGGUAAGGGGGCCCCUGACGGCGUAGGGGCAACAAUUAAACGCCAUGCUGACCAGCUCGUCAAUAGUAAAGGAAUGGACGUCAUGUGCGCUGCGGACCUUAUGGAUGGCCUGAAAGAUACUACAUCGAAACUAAUGUUCGAGAUAAAGGAAGAGGCAGUGGCAAACUACGAAAGGCAAAUCGCCAAUGUGACAAUACCAGCAGUGCCUGAAACUAUGAAAAUGCACCAGGCUACGGUUGUCAAUAGAGGGCUGAUAAGUUCCAGACCACUGAGCUGCUUCUGCUUCAAAGACUGCGAAUGCUACUCGCCAGUUCUGACUUGUAUGAGCAAGAACGUGUCUCAUGAGAAUCCUGGGGGCUCCAGCGGUGGCAGUUCUGCCGAUGUUGUUGCCGACGAUUUCAUCCAGAGUACGAACGAUCCGUUCCGGCCACUAGUAUUGAGUGAUUCGCUGAUUGGUUCCUACUGUGUGGUUGAUUAUGAGGGGCUUCCAUAUCCAGGCCUCAUUAUGGAUGUCGACGAAGACACAGUAGAGGUCACGGCCAUGUGUAGAAUAGGUCCUAAUCGUUUCUUUUGGCCACUCGUCGAAGACCGCCUGUGGUACGGCAAGGAAAAGCUUAUAACCCUACUUGAAGAGGAACCGGCAUUGGUCACAAAGCGACACCGCCACAUUGACUCUUGUAUGUGGAAACGCAUCCUCGAGAAAAUGGGGCUUGAUGAAGCGGGAAAGAAGGCUUUAUAACGUGUUAUCCCAUUGGUUGAACUGUAAACUAGUUAUUAAUUUGCUGUUCUAUUCAUGUUUUGAUUGUUUUAAUGCAAUAUUUGUCACACAAUGACUUACU
Mya arenaria is the source of this 1348-nucleotide messenger RNA. RefSeq lists its product as uncharacterized. The coding region runs from base 1 to 1248 and encodes 415 amino acids. Lineage: Eukaryota; Metazoa; Mollusca; Bivalvia; Myida; Myidae. The transcript has 5 exons. The record is from RefSeq and is a predicted model, not a curated record.